AUGAAUGAUGACGACCAACAUCCAUAUGCAACAUCAUUGGUGCGUAUAAAGAAAUAUCGUAAACGUCCGACGAUCCCAUCACUCUUUUUGAAUUAUUCAUCAGAAAAUGUGGUGAAGCAAUUUGAAAAUUUGAACGAUGGAGAUGACGAUAAAAAUAUCGACAGCAAUUAUGAAGUCAAUGAUAUAAAUAAUCUUAUUGAUGAAAACGAACAUGAAGUCGAGAUUUUUUUUGAUUACGAUAACACGAAUAUCAAUGAUACUAAACUCACAGCAUUUGAAAAAACUGUCGCAUGGUUUGCUCAGCAACAAAAGUUUUUUAAUCGUAUUUUAAAGGGUAACUUCUCUUCCAAUUCCUCUACAUCCAAUUCAACCAACACAAACGUAAGCACGAAAAAUUCAUCGCAUCCAAAUCUGAAACCAGAUUCUUUGGACAUUGACUUAGGAAACUCAUCUGCUAAUGAUGAUCGAGUAUUAAUAGCGGUUUGUGAAUGCGGAAAUGCAAGUCUUUAUCAAACAUUAGCACGAAGACGGGACGAAAAUAAAAAAAGCGAGAACAGCGUUCAUAUUUUACUAUCACAGAAAAAACAAAAACAGCAGAAGAAAUCUAUCUUGGAGCCAGAAGUAGCGACGAGUGUUCAUAAAGUAGUGCCUCAAUUGGUUUUGUAUUGGGAAGUGGUAGGAUUGGUUGGUACUUGUAUUGCGAGGCGAUGUGCUGGUUGGAGAACAUAG
This is a messenger RNA of Ambispora leptoticha, 729 nucleotides long. NCBI's taxonomy places the organism in Eukaryota, Fungi, Glomeromycota, Glomeromycetes, Archaeosporales, Ambisporaceae. The record is from the annotation of a GenBank genome assembly.